AAGUGACGCGCACGCGGUGACCUUCAGAGGAGGCGGGCGGGUGUUGGGACAGGCCGCGCUUUCUUUUUCUCCCGAGUUUCCUCCGUUCCGGCUCCGGCUCCUGCUCCGCUCCCCGCCGCCAUGCCCAGGGGCAGCCGCAGCCGCACGUCCCGGGUGCCGCCCCCCGCCAGCCGGGCCCCGCCGAUGAGAGCAGCGUCCCCAGCGCCGGCUCCUCGGGCCCAGGUCCCGGCCGCGGCUCCGCCUUCUGCGGUGGCGACUCCGGCGCCGAGGCAGCCAGGGCUGAUGGCCCAGAUGGCCUCGACCGCCGCCGGUGUCGCCGUGGGCUCGGCCGUGGGACACACCAUCGGCCACGCCAUCACCGGAGGGUUCAGUGGAGGGAGUGGCCACGAGGCUGCUCGGCCUGAUAUCACUUACCAGGAGCCCCAGGCAGCUCAGGCUGCCCAGCAGCAGCAGCAGGCUGGUCCUUGCCAGUACGAGAUCAAACAGUUCCUGGAGUGUGCACAGAACCAGACUGACCUCAAGCUGUGCGAGGGCUUCAGCGAGGUGCUGAAGCAGUGCAGGUUUGCUAAUGGUUUGGCCUAAGCCUGCAGGACAAGGCUGCUGAAGACCAUCUUUCAAGAACUGACCUAUGAAUGAAAAAAAAAAAAGCUUCAAUAAUAAAGUUUAAAGCUGUCUGAUA
Neopelma chrysocephalum (saffron-crested tyrant-manakin) is the source of this 679-nucleotide messenger RNA. It is a transcript of the gene CHCHD2, whose product is annotated as coiled-coil-helix-coiled-coil-helix domain containing 2. Gene Ontology annotation, biological process: mitochondrion organization; positive regulation of transcription by RNA polymerase II. The record is from RefSeq and is a predicted model, not a curated record. Lineage: Eukaryota; Metazoa; Chordata; Aves; Passeriformes; Pipridae. Gene Ontology annotation, cellular component: mitochondrion; nucleus. Gene Ontology annotation, molecular function: sequence-specific DNA binding. The transcript has 4 exons. Bases 121 to 582 code for a protein of 153 amino acids.